Messenger RNA from Phycodurus eques (leafy seadragon), 870 nucleotides. It is a transcript of the gene soul5, whose product is annotated as heme-binding protein soul5. NCBI's taxonomy places the organism in Eukaryota, Metazoa, Chordata, Actinopteri, Syngnathiformes, Syngnathidae. Gene Ontology annotation, cellular component: cytoplasm. The coding region runs from base 83 to 664 and encodes 193 amino acids. The transcript is spliced from 6 exons. The record is from RefSeq and is a predicted model, not a curated record.
CAUACAAGAGGAUGUAUUGACAAACUAGUGCCACGUCUGGAAAGCCUGCUAUGAUGCCUUUAAUUUGAGGAACUGCUCUGAGAUGUCAUUCUUUACCGAGACAAGCCAGUGUCUGAUGUUUAAGGUCAUCUGCAAGACUGACACGUAUGAGGCGCGCCACUAUGACGCUGCGAAGUGGGUGUCAACCACAGAGAGCUACUGGUCCAUGGACAUUGCCUGUAUGAGAGCAUUUAUGCGGCUGUACAAGUACAUCAGUGGUGAAAACGAGAUGGGACAAAAGAUUCAAAUGACGACACCUGUCGUGGUCAAGAUGGGCGAAAAGAAGUGGUUUUGGCAAACAAAAGAAUUCACAGUGAGCUUUUUGCUGCCCCGGGAGCACCUGGCCAAUCCUCCAGUGCCUACGAACGACAAGGUGUUCCUCAGUGAGUCGCCUGCUCAAAAUGUGUACGUGCGGACCUACAGCGGGUGGAUGAACUCGCUGAGUGACUGUCAUGAAAAUGAAGCGCUGAUGUACGACCUGAUGAAGAAUGCCGCUUCGUUCAAAGAAGACUGCCACUUUGGCGUUGGAUAUAACAGCCCCUGGACAAUGUUCAAUAGGCGCAACGAGGUGUGGUUGAUGAUAGAGGACGACCCCGUGUGUUCCAGCAGUGAAGAACUGGACUGAUGCAUCGAAUUUCAUCGCACAGGGUGUGCCAAAAACAAAAAAACAAAGGCAUGUUGUAGCUUUAAGACACCCAGCAGCAUAUAUUAGAGAUUGGUUCUGCAUUUGAGGAGAAAUUAAAAAAAAUAAAAUAAAAUAAAAUAAAUAAAAAAAGUUUUUUUUUCUUUUCUUUCCCCCAGAUAGUAAUCAAUAAAGUUACUAGUUUGCAA